Molecule: messenger RNA, 1376 nt
Organism: Actinia tenebrosa (Australian red waratah sea anemone)
Lineage: Eukaryota; Metazoa; Cnidaria; Anthozoa; Actiniaria; Actiniidae
Molecular function (GO): phosphatidylinositol-4-phosphate binding
Source: RefSeq, a predicted model, not a curated record
UAAAAGGGAAAAAAACACGCAGUUGUGCACUUAAUCAUGUAGAUAAUGAUUUGACUCCCAAUUUCCUGGAUAAUAUCCUCGACGACAACAAAAGAAAUUGUACUUUAAGGCAUGAUUGGCACGUCCUAAGGCUCAGUGUCACAUCGAUUUGUUUCUCGAUCAGCGCGGGUCGUUGCUCUCGACUUUUCGCAUCAUGACAGAUUUCGCUCCCCAUGUAAAUAUGGCUUUAAGGCAGAUAAUCGAAUCGGAGCGCUUCAACCCCGACGAAUUSCGCCACCGAAAAUUAACCUUAUCACAAAGUUUCUGUCUUCUGUGGCAGAACCCGAAGACAGGUGAAGUGCCGGGGCGAAUGGUCGAUGAAGUGUUGCAUAUUACAGCCGUUGCUGCUGUUCUUCUCGACUUGAUGGUGCUGGAGAAAAUCGCAUUGCAGUCGGAGAAAGAGUCUUUCAUUACUAGGACUUUUUCUCAAACGUCAAGAGAAAUCAUCGUGAAAGUCAUCGAUCGGAAUCGCACAGGUACUUACCUGGAUGAGUGUCUCUUCAAUCGAAUUCUUAUGUGUGACAAAGAAGACUCGGUGAACGAAUGGAUGGUCAAGACGAUGGGUCUUCCCAGCCAAGUCUUAUGUACUCUCCUUAACAGCUUGAUCAAAAUAGGAAUAUUGGAAAAAGAGCAAAGGAAAUUCGACCCACGAUAUCAUACUCUUAACCCAGAACCGCAAAAAGAACUUUACAAAGAAGUCCAAAUGAUUGCAUUGCAAGGCCUAGUACCGGACAGUUAUAUGUGGUCACUGUUAAAGCUAGCAAGAACUUGUGAUGCUUUCAAAGCGAGUACAGCACCGAUUCUCAAUCACCAGUUUGAUUACAAAGACAACUCGACAGCCUUAGCUAACAUUGAUAAGCUGGUUAUGAUGGAGGAGUCACGGAGUACGCCGAAGGAAAAGAAAUACAAAAGACAAACGGGGAGCUUCGACGACUUGUUUAAACUUGGUAGUUAGUGAGUGAGAGCCUGAUUGAUGAACGAGUGAACAUGUGUGGAUGGGUGGGGAUGGUGAGAAUCAUGUUAUGUCUUUACAAGAGAAUAUGAACUGGUUCAAUUUCUCUUGGUCUUUACCUUCAUGCUCCCUUGAUCCGAAGGUUUUUCUCCUGCUUUUUGUCUUUUUUUCCCUUGUCCACGAAACCUAACACGCUACAAUUCCAAUAGAGGUUUUGCACCAUCACGUGCCGGCGCCCAUAAUACAUCUUGGGUUGCUUGAGGUUAGAUUGCAGAACAAUAUAAUCCAUUUGCCUUUUGGGAAUUCAAUUCUUUCUCAUGUAAAACGAUUGUAUUGUUCCUGCCAUCUAACAUGGCUGCCGUCACGUGAUGGUGCAAAACCUUGU